CUACCGCUUCAUGGUAUAGAGCCAAAGUGGCAGCCCCAUCUAGCCAAUGAAGAAGAAUUCCACACAUUCCAUCCUGGCUACUGCACCUCAAAAAGUGGCCCACGCUGGGAUGAUGAGGCACUGGCCCAGGUUCAAGCCAAGAUUAGAAAUGGACUGCCAACACCGAAUGCACCCCCUUGCUUUGACUUUUUUGGAGACGCUUCCCAUGAUAACCUGUUCAGUCGUAUUGUGCGUGGAGAGCAGCAACAGUGGAGAGUGUGGGAAGACAGUGAGCAUGUUGCCUUCCUGACACCAUACCCAAACACUCCUGGACUCACUGUUGUGGUGCCACGCAAACCACUGUCCAGUGACAUCUUCAAACUACAGGAAGCUGACUACAAAGCACUGAUCUUAGCCACUUAUAAAGUUGCCCGACUACUGGAAGAGGGGAUGAGAGCUCGAGGCGUUGCACUGAUCUUUGAGGGCUUUGAGAUUGACUAUGCUCAUGCCAAGCUGAUCCCUGUGUUACCUUCACCAGAUGGCACUAAUCCUGCUGAACUGCAACCAGAGUGCUUCCAAAGCUACCCUGGAUAUGUGUCAUCACUGGAUGGCCCAGCAGCUGACCCUGAGGCCCUCAAAAAGAUCCACUCAAAAAUUACAGAGUGCAGGCCUCCUCAUUCAUGGGAAGACCCUCAGUCUCACUCCACACUUGCCAUCAAGAGCCCGUGGUAUCGCAACCUGUUCCAGAUUCAAAACACUCCACAGCACAGUGGAAUAAUUUCACAGUUCCUGCCAGACAUCUACCUGGCUGACUCAAUGCAAUUUGUGCUUGAAUACUUCCUUCGCUUCCAAGAGAACCUGCCAGGGACGUACUACAUUUCUCCCAGCUUUAGAGGGGAAGACCCUGAUACCACACACUUGAACCAGUUUUACCACGUGGAGUGUGAACUGUUGGGUGACAUGGACAAGGCCAUGUCCAUAGCGGAGGGAUUCCUGGCUCACCUUACCAAGUUCACAUGCACAUGUCACAGCCAUGCUGAGCAAGCUGGAUGGAAAAACGGCAAAGGAGAGCGGGUCUUGAUAGAAAAAUAUGGCGGUGCUGUUUGGCUGACUGAAAUGGACCAUUUGGGAGUUCCCUUCUACCAGGCAUAUGUGAAGGGCACUGGGCGGGUUAAAGCCAAAGCUGCUGACCUUCUCCUGGGACUGGGUGAGACUGUGGGUCUUGGCAAAUGUCAUUCCACCCCUGAGAUGGAACAAGAGGCCCUCAGGCACCAUGUCGUGCCAGAGCAGUCCUACAAGUGGUACAUUAACAUGCGGCAAGUGAAACCACUCCUCACCAGUGGAUGGGGCAUGGGGACGGAGCGCUACUUGUGUUGGUUGCUUCAGCAUGAUGACAUCAGAGAUAUAAAUAUAAUUCCUAGGAUGAAAGGAAUGAAGUACAUGCCCUGA
Molecule: messenger RNA, 1428 nt
Organism: Micropterus salmoides (largemouth bass)
Lineage: Eukaryota; Metazoa; Chordata; Actinopteri; Centrarchiformes; Centrarchidae
Product: asparagine--tRNA ligase-like
Exons: 3
Biological process (GO): tRNA aminoacylation for protein translation
Molecular function (GO): ATP binding; aminoacyl-tRNA ligase activity
Source: RefSeq, a predicted model, not a curated record